AUGGACCAUAGGAGGGAAGAAGUUAAUGAAGAACAUUAUGAAGAUGAAGGAGAGGAACACUGUGAAAGACAAGAGCAUAGGGAAGUGGAAGAUGAGAUGGACCCUGAGGAGAGGAAGCUUGUUAGGAUUUUGAAGGUAGAACAAAAAAAUGGAGGGAAAGGACAUGUGGAGGUACCUAUCUAUCAAGGGAAGAUGGAUAGUGAAGAAGUGUUGGGUUGGCUGGAUGCCUUGGAGAACUACUUUGAGUAUGAGGAGAUGGAGGAUGAGAAGAGAGUGAAGUUUGCAAAAACAAAGCUUAGAGGAACUACUUUAACUUGGUGGAAAAGUUUACAAAAUGAUAGAAUGUCUAGGGGGUUGACAAGAAUCACAAAUUGGGCAAGGAUGAAGAACCUCAUCAAGGAGAAAUUCUUGCCUUCAGAUUAUAGCAUACAUGUGAAGAGGAUGAGACAACAUUUGAAACAGAAAGACAUGGAUGUAAUGGCAUAUAUUGAACAAUUUCAUAAAUUGAGUAUUAGGGGAGGAUAUGAGGAAGAAGAUGAGAAGGUAGCCAGGUAUAUCAAUGGCUUGAAGUAUCAUUUGCAGGAUGAGAUUGGUCUACAAGUACCAAGGACCAUUGGUGAAUGUUAUCAGUUGGCUAUUAGAGCAGAAGAAAAGGUGAGGAGAAGACAAGAAAGGUCAAGAAGAGGAGGUAAUACAAAUAGAGGAAGAGGUGGUAGAGGUCAAGGACCAAAAAAUGAUGACAAGGGCAAGGAAUCAUUUUCAGAAUCAAGGGGUGGAUACAAUCAGAGAGGAGGAAGAGGAUUUGGUCAAGGAAGGGGCACAUUUAGAUGUUACUAUUGCAAUGAACUAGGACACCCAUCAUUCAAAUGUCCUAAAUGGAAUGAGGACAAGAAGGAAAGGAAGGUUAAUUUGACACAAGAAAACAAAAAGGAAGAACAAGAAGAAGAAAUCAUGAUACCACCAGAGGAAGGAGAGUUGUUACUCAUGGGGAAAGUACAACUAUCAUAG
Messenger RNA from Cryptomeria japonica (Japanese cedar), 1008 nucleotides. RefSeq lists its product as uncharacterized. The record is from RefSeq and is a predicted model, not a curated record. The transcript has a single exon. The coding region runs from base 1 to 1008 and encodes 335 amino acids. Lineage: Eukaryota; Viridiplantae; Streptophyta; Pinopsida; Cupressales; Cupressaceae. Gene Ontology annotation, molecular function: nucleic acid binding; zinc ion binding.